This is a messenger RNA of Rhizophagus irregularis DAOM 181602=DAOM 197198, 1898 nucleotides long. RefSeq names its product Peptidyl-prolyl cis-trans isomerase-like 4. The record is from RefSeq and is a predicted model, not a curated record. NCBI's taxonomy places the organism in Eukaryota, Fungi, Glomeromycota, Glomeromycetes, Glomerales, Glomeraceae. Gene Ontology annotation, cellular component: nucleus. Gene Ontology annotation, biological process: protein peptidyl-prolyl isomerization. Gene Ontology annotation, molecular function: peptidyl-prolyl cis-trans isomerase activity; RNA binding.
AACGAUUAUUUAAUUUAUCCCCAAUCUUUCUGGAGAUAUUUUUAAUUUGCAUAAUGAGCGUAUUAAUUGAAACUUCAGUCGGUGAUAUGGUUAUAGAUCUUCACACAAAACUAUGUCCAAAUACAAGUUUAAACUUUCUAAAGUUGUGUAAAAUUAAAUAUUAUAAUUUUUGUUGUUUUCAUAAUGUUCAAAAAGAUUUUAUGGUACAAACAGGAGAUCCAACAGCGACUGGUAAAGGAGGAGAAUCAAUAUUUGGUAUUUUACAUGGACCUACAGAAAGAUAUUUUCCAGCAGAAAUAAGAUCAAAAUUAAAACAUAAAAAAAUGGGUACGGUUUCGAUGGCAGUAGCAAGCGACGGAGCAGAAGGCAAAGGAGUUAGUGGGUCACAAUUUUUUAUUACAACCGGAGAAAAUUUAGAUUAUUUAGAUGGUAAAUAUACAGUAUUUGGAGAAGUGGCAGAAGGAUUCGAUACUUUAGAAAAAAUCAAUAGUGCAUAUUGUGAUGAGAGUGGAAGGCCAUAUAAGGAUAUUAGGAUUAAACAUACUUACAUACUUGACGAUCCAUUUAAUGAUCCCGAAGGUCUUCAAGUACCUGAUAAAAGCCCUUCACCAACACGUGAAAUGUUAGAAACUGUAAGGAUAGGAGAAGAUGAAAGCAUUGAGCCCGAGUUACCACCUGAAGAAAUGGAAAAAAUAAAGAGACAAAGAGAAGCACAAGCACAAGCAUUAACAUUAGAAAUGAUUGGUGAUUUGCCUUUUGCUGAGGUUAAGCCACCUGAAAAUGUUUUAUUUGUAUGCAAAUUAAAUCAAGUAACAAGAGAUGAAGAUUUAGAAUUAAUUUUUUCAAGAUUUGGUACUAUUAAUAGUUGUGAAAUUAUACGCGAUAAAAAAUCCGGAGAUUCUUUAGGUUAUGCUUUUAUCGAAUUUGAAAACAAGGAAGACUGUGAAACCGCAUAUUUCAAAAUGAACAAUGUUUUAAUUGAUGACAGACGAAUUAAAGUAGAUUUCUCUCAAUCCGUUUCAAAACUUCAUAAAGAUUGGUUAAGUUCCAAAAUGAAAAAACAUGAUGGUGAGGGUUAUGGAGGAUCUACGAGUUUGGAGAAACGUACGAAAUAUCGAGCUGGAGACGUCAAACCUACUGAUAAAUAUGAUCUUGUAUUUGAUCAUACGGACAAUUAUAACGACGAAAAACAAAAAGUUAAGAAAGAAGAUAAAUAUUCUUCAAUCUCUUAUCGGGAAAAGGAAAGAGAUCGUGAUCGUGAUCGUGAAAAUAGAGAUAGGGAAAGAGAUAGGGAAACGGAUAAAGGUGUAAGAGGACGGAAUAGUUACUCUAAUGGUAAAGAUCAUUCAAGGAGGAGAUCCCGAUCUGCAAGUCCACCAUCUAGGAGGAGAUCAGAUAGAGACAAGUAUGAUAGGAGAGACAAUAGGGAAAGGGAUCGUGGUCGUUACCGAUCUAGGUCAAGAUCACGUUCUCGAGAUAGAAGAAGAGAUAGGAAAUAAUUGAAUCUAAUAAAAGAACAAUCGUAUUUGAUAUUCUUUUAUGAGCAAAUUUUAUCAUAAAUGCAUAGACAGCGCAGAAAAUUUAAAUAGAAAAUUUUUUAUUAAAUUAUAAUCAUAGAAGUAUUACUGAACUUUCUAAGUUCGGUACACAAUUGCGAGCAUUCAUUUCAUUUUUAGGAAGCGAAGACAAAAAAUAAUAAAAUGACGAAUAAAAUUAUUUUGUUUACAAAGAAACGCAAAAUUUUCUCAAGACAAAAUACCUUAGGUUCUAAGAUUUCAAAGAUUGAUAAUAUGAGAAAGUUUAUUUAUUUAACUUUAUUAACAAUAGGCUCCCUUAUUUUAUAUCUUUUCCAUACCUAUUUUUUAACUUCAUCAAUAAUAGGCUCCCUUAUUUUAUAU